AUGAAUCUACUUGGAAAUCUCAAGCACCUGCCGAGAGAAUGCGAGAGCGUCUUGUCACUCUUACCAUUCGCAAUUCCUCCUCCGCCUGCGAUCCCAUCAACACUCUUACCAACAGAGCUCCAACUGAGCACUCCUCACAAUCCUUUGAUUGAUUCUGUCCCGUUUCCUGAAAUGCGCAAUAAUCUUAUUCUCGAAGCCGACAAGUAUGAUAUGGCCGAGCUAGCAAGCGACGGCUAUGGCGGACUGUUCGGAGGGUUUAGUGAUCUGGAACUGCGCGGCGUUAUAGUCUGGGGAGACCCUUGGAGACUUGACCAGUGGGAAAUCACCGACGCAUUUUCAAAGAAAUAUCAAUUUCUCCUCGCUAAUUGUGGAGAUCUGAUUGAGUCGACAAAUCGGUGGAGGGAGAGCAGAGGAGAAGAUAGGUUAGUCGUCGAGAUAUGA
Clonostachys byssicola is the source of this 441-nucleotide messenger RNA. The record is from the annotation of a GenBank genome assembly. NCBI's taxonomy places the organism in Eukaryota, Fungi, Ascomycota, Sordariomycetes, Hypocreales, Bionectriaceae.